Sabethes cyaneus is the source of this 2843-nucleotide messenger RNA. RefSeq lists its product as uncharacterized. The record is from RefSeq and is a predicted model, not a curated record. The transcript has 4 exons. Gene Ontology annotation, cellular component: chitin-based extracellular matrix. Bases 667 to 2007 code for a protein of 446 amino acids. Lineage: Eukaryota; Metazoa; Arthropoda; Insecta; Diptera; Culicidae. Gene Ontology annotation, molecular function: structural constituent of chitin-based larval cuticle.
GGAUGCGAAACCCCCGAAGGGGUAAGUUGUGCAAGUGAAGUGCUAAGUUUGUCAAGUGCAACUAACAACAGUGCAAAUGCUAGUGGAUCUCUUCUGGAUCAAUUCGAUCAAACCGGGUGAAAAUGCUGAAGGCAGAUUUUUGAUCAUUGUGAAGAAAAGUAAAAUUAAGUGACAUGAAGAGGAAGUGAAUUUAUUCGGGUUUAUAGUAUUCUUACCGUCGUUGGUUUACGUAUCAAAAGUGAUGUAACCUGCACAAGAAAUUCAAACCGAUAAUUUCAAACCACACGCGCUGUGAGAUAGUGAUUUAUGCACUUCUGAAUAAUUUUCCAUAUCAAAGUGAAACGAACUCAAGCCUUAGAUUUAAUCGACUAUGCAAACAUACCUUCAAUUCUUCUAGUUCCGUCAUUGGUUCGAUGAAAAUUGCACGAAAAGCGCAGUCUACAAGUUACCAGUGCUAAGCCGAACCGCGGUCUAAUUUUGACCACUAUCGCCGGCGCGCCGCUAUUAUCGCCUGCACCGCCAACGCGAGGCUUCAUUUGCCGAUUUUUCUUCUGAAACGAGCCACCAAAUAGCUGUGCAGCCGAACACGUCCAGCCCAGGCCAGUCGGAACCGCAUGAAAAUAUUUGCACUUGGAUUGUUUGAUUUAAUCAGCUCAGCACAAAAAAAUGGGAAACAUUUUCAUGCUGCUAGUGGGGUUUUGCCUGAUCCACCUGGACAGAGUUCAAGCGUCCUGGGGCACACCAACCAGCAAUCAGUAUCACAUCCAAACAGAUGAAGGACCCGAACGGUAUUUUAAAUACCAAACGGAUAACGGUCAAUAUCGGAAGGAAAAGCGCCUUCAAGAUGGCACAGUUAUUGGAACUGAUGCCUGGAUUGAUGCCUCUGGGUAUCUUCGCCAGAAAGACUACAUCGCUGAUGACAAGGGCUAUCGAAUAUUAAAAUCAAAAACGGUGUACGUGGGAAGGGAUUUACCGAUUCAGGACGCUAUGAAAUCUGUCAAGAAUCGGCCCGCUGACUCUGGAGUCUUAGUCUCCCAUGGUCCGGCUUACCCACGUCCGCAAGCACCUGCGCCACAACCCAUUGGUGUAGUACCCACACCCCCGGGUCCGAUAGCUCCGCCAGUGCACACAACCGGCAUUAAAGCAGUUUACGUUAGGCCCCAUUCGCAGCCUGUUCAAACAAACUAUCUGCCUGCAAACAUUGCCAGCGAUCAAUAUUUGCCGCCCAGCAGACAUUAUGCUUCGAGCACGCCAAGGCCUAACGCUUUCCUACCAUCCAGCACGCCAUACUCUCCGCUUGCAGGAAACGAAAUUUCAUCUACCCCGCUCGCUAUAUUUUCGCCAACUUCUACGCCAUCCCCGCUCAGUGACGGUUCCGAAGCUCACCUUCCGCCGCUGGUCAUUUACAACAGCGACUCAAAACGACCGAACGAAUACGAAAGCUUUACUCCCAGACCUGACGAUUCACUUAACUACCAGCUUAGCAAUGAUCUACUACCUCCAAAACAGGACAUUCUCCGGUUAUAUCCACUAUCAACUACUUUCCCGCACAGGCGACGAUUCCAGCAGGAAAGAAGGCGGCCACCAUAUGUGGAACCGAUUUCCAUUACCUCGGCAGCACCUUUCGUCGAAAGAGCUACACCGUCCCCAAAACCGCUGGUGGUUCCAAUCUCCGAUAACAAUCUCGAAUCCCAAUCAACUUUCAAUCGAGACCUGCUGGAACCGCCACCCAGCUAUCAACGCUAUCAACCCAUUCGGCGAGCUGACCAUAUCUACGACGGUGUAUCGGUGACGAAUGACGGUUUUCGCUACUAUCUUCCCCGGCAAUACCGCGAGGAAACCAACUCCGGAAGUUCUUCCCGGGAGGGCAGCUUCGGUUACAUCGAUCCGUUCGGCAUACGGCGGGUUGUGUACUACAAUACAGGACCCGAAAAAGGAUUCGUGCAUCGAAAGAACAACCGGUUUGUGGGUUUCAAUGCCACACCGUACGAUCCCCGCCCGCUGUGAAUUUGUGGGCGGGAAAGCCCACUUUAACCGCCUGCCGCCGCCGCCACCUUUCCAACGCCAAGUUUUUACGCUUUCAUUAACUUAUUUAUUAGUACUAGUUCUGCCUACGACAAACCCGUGGGCAUUCGCGAUAGAGUAGAUUUACUUGAUGAACGAUUUCAAUCUGAUUGGAGCUUGACCGUUGCUGCUCUGACAGUAAAUUAAAUACUAAAAUUGCGAGGGCGACAUCAUCCGAAGUUAAGUGCGUGUGUGUCCGCCCCAACCCCGCCGAUUGACUGCAGGCGUUCUUCGUGGCAUUCUGAUGGCAAAGUAGAGCAGAGCUUCUGUGCGUUACUUAGGUACAUAGGGGCGCAGCUUCGUGCUUGUUGACCUCCGGCCGAACACGACGCACAAGCUCGCUCUUUGAUGGUUACUGGAGGGCUGCUGUCAGAACGAAAAUCAAAUUGAUCGAUGUUUUUGGGGUAUCCUGUUUUUUUUUUGUAUUAGCAUUAUCACCUUCACAUUUAGGAAUUCAAAGUAAGUUGAAGCAACUUUCAUUUUUAGUGAAUUUAACAUCGAACAAUUUUAGCGUUGCAUACGCGACUGCAGAAGCGAGAUUUAGUCACACUUUUAUGCGCGCCGCUGGCGCCUUUUUUUCUGCAAACGACUGGUCAAGGUUUUCGGGGAACGUUGCCUCUAAAGCCAGUCUACCACGCCACCGACAAUGUAGAGCGAUUUAAUAAGUGCACUUCAUCCGGCCCACCGACCGACCAAAAAAAUUGAUCGUACAAUCCCCUCUGCUCAAGACAUUUCAUUGGAAUGACUUUUGACAUUGCCGCUGCGCUGCGCUGCGCUGG